AUGACUUAUGAUGGGAAACAAAAAUAUGUGUUCCAGAAAAAUGGAAAAUACAAAAGCACUGUAUUUGAUAUUUCUUAUUAUAAAACUUUUAAAAAAUAUUUAAAGUUCUUGGGACAAUAUCCAAAUCAAUCACGAUGGAACAAGGAAUUUAAUACAAAUGUGAUGAUAUGCAGUUUAAUAAGUUUUUUAAUUCCAGGGCUGUUACAAGUUUACACAUCAAUUGUAGAAAAGAACUUGAAUGCUUUGAUGGAAAUUAUACCUAUAGUAUUUGCAACAAUAAGUUGUGCAAUAAAAUUGCUAAAUCAUAGAAUUAAUAAGAAAAAUUUUGAUAAACUGUUCGAUUUCAUGUCAGAAGAAUGGGAAAUGGAAAAUGAUAGAAAUCAAACGUGUAUUCUUGAUGAAUUUACUAAACAGGGAAAUAAAUUUGCCGAAAUAUAUAAAAAUGUUUUAUUGUCAGCUUUGCUACUAUUUUUAUUACUUCCAUUGUUUCCUUCGUUUUUGGAUGUUGUUUUCCCGCUUAAUGAAACUCGCCAACAAUUACAAAUAUUUAAAAUGAAAUAUUUUAUAAAAGAAGAUCAAUACUUUUAUCCUAUUUAUUUCCAUUCAGUUUGGAGUUCAUUUGUAAUUAUAAUGAUUACUGUCACUAUAGAUUCAUUAUAUAUGCUUAUCAUACAUCAUGCUUCCGGUUUAUUUGCUAUAUGCGGGUAUCAGAUUGCGAAAGCAACAGAAUGCAAUGACAUAAACAUAAAUGAAAAUGAACUGUUCAGACAAUGUGUGAUCACACAUAACAAAGCCUACAAAUUUUUCGAGAUAAUGAAUAAAAGCAGUCGAAUAAUUAUUCUUUCAAUAUUAUUAAGUAUAAUCGGCAUUAGUAUAACAGCUGUACAAAUCGUUAUGUAUCUGCAUAAACCUGAAGAAGCUUUCAGAAUUAGUUUAUUUCUUAUGGCUAUACAAUUUCAUUUAUUUAUUAUUACUCUAACUGGACAAGUGAUUGCGGAUCAAAGUUCAAAAUUAGCCAGUAAUAUAUACUGUACAACAUGGUACCGAAUGCCUCCAAAUAUUCAAAAAAUAUUUCAUAUAAUACAAAUAAAAUCUAGUAAACCAUGUAAAUUAACUGCAGGAGGAAUAUUGGAAUUGAAUAUCGAGAAUUUUGGAAUAGCAUUGAAAACAUGUAUGUCGUACUUUACUAUUUUCCUAUCUUUACAAGACUGAUUCGUUAUUAAAAUGAUUUUCUCUUGCUGAUUCUGAUUUUUAAUGAAAAGGCAUUGACCUAAGAAUCAAUUAUUUAUAUGGAUG
Apis florea (little honeybee) is the source of this 1296-nucleotide messenger RNA. RefSeq lists its product as uncharacterized. Gene Ontology annotation, cellular component: plasma membrane. Lineage: Eukaryota; Metazoa; Arthropoda; Insecta; Hymenoptera; Apidae. Gene Ontology annotation, biological process: detection of chemical stimulus involved in sensory perception of smell; sensory perception of smell. Gene Ontology annotation, molecular function: odorant binding; olfactory receptor activity. The record is from RefSeq and is a predicted model, not a curated record.